Molecule: messenger RNA, 1770 nt
Organism: Haliotis rufescens (red abalone)
Lineage: Eukaryota; Metazoa; Mollusca; Gastropoda; Lepetellida; Haliotidae
Product: ankyrin repeat and KH domain-containing protein mask-like
Exons: 4
Coding region: 13-1635 (540 amino acids)
Molecular function (GO): protein binding
Source: RefSeq, a predicted model, not a curated record
AAUCCCUGCACGAUGGAACUAACAAGAGUUGUAUUCAUCAUUCUAAUGUCGGUGUGUGGUGUCAGAGACGUACAUGCUGAUACAAGUUUCCCAGCCUUCUCUAAAAAAUUAAACCUGCUUGACAGAACGAUCCAGGCGUGGAAAGGCACAGUUGUUGAUUUGAGGAAUGAAAUAAGUAACAACUUUGACUUGCUGGAAUUAUCACUGAAAGAAGAACUGACUAACACGUUCAUCCCUGCCUUGAUAAAACCUCUAGUGAAGCAAGCGAUUACAGACAGUCUGAAAGGAGACUACAUUGGGAAUAUUAUCCGUGGACGUGUUCUCGAUGUAGUUAACAGUCUGAAAGCAAGGGUGCAUAACACAAAGACACAACUUCGCUCAGUUAAACGACAGUUCAGAAAAGUUAAACGGGAACGAGACAUGUUCAAAAAGAGUCUUGGCAAAUUACGAGGCGAGCUGACCAAAGACAUUCAUAGGGACUUGCUGGGAAUACAGCAAAGAAUACAGGAACUUGAGGAAAGUGAUGCGCUGCGUGGAAAACACAUCCAGGACUUGACGGAACAAAAUCAAAAAGCCUCGAGUGAUCCGAGUCGGACCAAGGGGACACCAGUGACAACACAAAAGCCUGCUACACAGGCGACUCCAUCACCAGCAGACUGCCGCCACCAUUGUGACGCCAGCGAGAACGGGAACCUGGAGGAGGUGAAGCGGCUCCUGUCACUGAACGUCAACGUCAACUGUAGGGGAAGGUUGAGAAGGACACCUGUGAUGAGGGCAGCAUGGGGGGGACACAGAGACGUGGUGGAGCUCCUGGUGAGUAGAGGAGCUGAUGUGUCACUGGUGGACAGGAACGGUGACAACAUCUUUCACCUCACUUGUUGGGGAGGAGACAUGGAGACGGUGAAGUUUGUGCUGUCACUGAACGUCGACAUCAACAGUAGAGGAUGGAGGAGCUUGACACCGGUGAUGAGGGCAGCAAUCGAUGGACACAGAGACGUGGUGGAGCUCCUGGUGAGUAAAGAAGCCAAUGCAUCACUGGUGGAUGAGGGCGGUGACAACAUCCUUCACCUCGCCUGUAGUGGAGGAGACAUGGAGACGGUGGGGUUUGUGCUGUCACUGAACGUGGUGGGCAUCAACAGUAGAGGAUGGAGGAGCAUGACAUCAGUGAUGUGGGCAGCACUGAGGGGAAACAGAGACGUGUUAGAGCUCCUGGUGAGUAAAGGAGCCAAUGUGUCACUGGAAGACGAGGAUGGUGACAACAUCUUUCACCAUGCCUGUAGUGGAGGAUACAUUGAGACAGUGGAGUUUGUGCUGUCACUGAACGUGGUGGACAUCAACAGUAGAGGAUGGAGGAGCUUGACACCGGUGAUGAGGGCAGCAUGGGAGGGACACGGAGACGUGGUGAAGCUCCUGGUGAAUAAAGGAGCCGAUGUGUCACUGGUGGACAAGUACGGUGACAACAUCCUUCACCUCGCCUGUUUUGGAGGAGACAUGGAGACGGUGGAGUUUGUGCUGUCUCUGAGCGUAGUCGACAUCGACGCCAAGAACAACUUGGGGGAGACAGCGGCGGACGUGGCGAGAGACUGGGGACAUCAGCGAGUGGCGGAUCUGCUGGAGUCCCGCGGCGCUCAGUGACGUCAGUGUCGUGUUUGUGUAGACGGUGAAGGAGACGCUUACAGUGACGUGGUGUGCCGUUCACGUCGUUGUGUGUAAAUAUGUCAUGAUUAGGGUGAAACUGCUUGUUGGAGAAAAUACAACUUGUAAAAAGUU